Molecule: messenger RNA, 1891 nt
Organism: Rotaria sp. Silwood2
Lineage: Eukaryota; Metazoa; Rotifera; Eurotatoria; Philodinida; Philodinidae
Source: the annotation of a GenBank genome assembly
GCCAGCACGUAUGUUUUUUGUAAGCGUUCAAAAGAUAACAUUUCAUGCAUGUAGACACAAUUGAUAUUGUACGCCGUUUGAACAGCAUUCUUUUAUUUACGUAUUGGUUGAUAUUUAUUGAGUUGUUUUAGAAACGUUGUCACACAGCUUGCAUGUGUGAAGAUAACUUAUUUCGACGUUUUUAAUCCAUGAUUAAGUCCUUCGUCCUUUUCUUUCACGCAUGCUAGACUUUUAUAAUUAGACACUGUUGAAAUGGGUUACCGGAAGUUCGCCAAUAAGACUUUCGCCAAUGUACCCUCCUGACAUUCGCCAAUUGGCGAGUGUCCAUUGAUCUUUCUCCAGUUUACUGUUCUCACGUUAGCCAAUUGGCGAAUUUUCACUGGACUUGCGCCGCUAAAUCCUUCAGAUAUUGGGCGAUUGAAAAAUGAUAGUGGUAUUGAUCGGAGAGAUCAGUAACAAAUACACACUAAGAAAAUUGUUGGAAAUGACAUGAUCAAAAUUUUUAUUUGUAGUUUUAGAUUUAUUCGAAAUAAGUCUAAUAUCAUUUGUGUGUUAACAAGUAUGAAGUAUAACACAUUGAACAUCUGUUCAUAUCAAUACAUAGGUAAAAAGUUUAGUAUAUAUGAUAUGAUUUCGAGUUUUUCAGAUAGCUAUUGUUAAUCAAAUGCCUGUUACUACUCGUGCAGCAGCAUUAAGAUCGCAAGCUAAUGCAGAUUUAAUUCAUUCACAAGAUCAAGUAACACCAACUUCAAGAUCAACUGGAAAAACAACUCGUAAAUGUUCAUCAAAGCAGAAACGUAAACAAGCUCAAGUACAACAGAUUAUACCUUGUGCUGAAUCUCAAAUAUGUCCUCCACUUCAACCACAGUCAACAACUUUAGAUGCUGUACUUACACCCGAAGAUAUUCAUGAACAACCUCAUGAAGAUGUGAUAUUGAAAAAAGGCGAUGCAACAGUUGAACCAACAUCUUCAACGCCAAUAACGGGUUCAGUUUCUCCAACAACAUCAUCACCAACAAAGAAUGAUAAUAAUGAUUCUAUCAUAUCAUUAGAAUCAUCAAACAACGAUGAAAAUGAAAUAUUCACAGGAGAUUCAAAUCAUCUUAUGAAUGUACCAGUCAUCAAAGGAGAAGUAACAACGGGUACAUCAACACGAGGUGCAAAAAUGGUUUUCAUGAACGGCUUUGCAUAUCUUUAUAUGAGUAUGGCAAAAGAAACAACGGGUUGGCGGUGUGCUCGAAGAAAUGAGAAUUGCAAAGCCGUUAUUCAUAUCUCGAAACAAACAGGGCAAUCUAGUCACUGGAACGGCAUAUUCCAUUGUCAUCCAUCUGAUGCACGUGAAACACGAAAGCGUGAUAUAUUAAACAAAUUAAACAUCGUGAAAGCAAAUCUAUCAGGCGAAGAAAAACGAAUGAUGCCUCUUCCGGCUCAAAUAGAAUCUGGCCUACAUAAAUUAAGAAGAAAAUCAUUACCACCAAUACCACAGAAUCAAAAGUGUCUCGUACCACCAGUUUAUGAAGAAACCUACUCGCAUCAAAAAUUUCUUAUCUAUGAUAAGCGAAAAACUAUUUAUGGAGGUCGUCUGAUGAUAUUUGCUUCUGAUGAACAGUUAAAUGUCUUAUAUGGUUCAGAUGUAUUAUUUGCUGACGGUACAUUUAAGGUUUCACCAAAGCUAUUUGAGCAGCUAUAUGUAUUACAUGGGAUGCAAAAUGGCGAAGGUGGUAAAAAAGGUAUCGAUUUAAAACCAGCUACUAUUGUUUGUGAUUUCGAAAGAGCAUUUAUGAAUGCUGUUCAAACAGAAUUACCUGAUACAAGUAUAACUGGAUGGUGGUUCCACAUGUGUCAAGCUUGCUAUCGAAAUAUUCAAGAAAUUGGCUUGAUGAAAUUAUAA